Messenger RNA from Strongylocentrotus purpuratus (purple sea urchin), 2622 nucleotides. RefSeq lists its product as uncharacterized. The record is from RefSeq and is a predicted model, not a curated record. The transcript has 4 exons. NCBI's taxonomy places the organism in Eukaryota, Metazoa, Echinodermata, Echinoidea, Camarodonta, Strongylocentrotidae. Gene Ontology annotation, cellular component: cytosol. Bases 176 to 952 code for a protein of 258 amino acids.
CCAGUGUUAAUAAAACCUUGCUCGUUUUAUAACACUCAGCGAUCUUCUCUGCGAUCAGACCCAUAGUUUUGUUUGAAUCAAAGCAGAUACCGUACAGUCUAUGCUCUUAAGCUGUGGUUGCACUAACAGGCCUUCAAGACUAAACAGCCCAAAAGAUUGAAGUGUUAUCUAAAACAUGUCGGCAUUGAAGAGAAGCCCCCGAAAUGUCCGCAGUCCGCGCAGCACAGCGGCCAUGGUCAAACACCUGCCGUCUGCGGUGGCCGCCUUACUACAGUCGGGCAAGGGGCCGGCAAAGUUGACCAACGUCGACUCCCCGGACGGGGUAAAGGCGAUGCCCUUAGCCGACUGGCUAUGGGACAAAAGUCAGGUGCAGGCGCAGGCGGCACUCGACACUGACUUCAUCCAGGGCAUCAAGAGUGGUCUUCUGGAUCCCACCAACUACGGUGGCUACACAGUUCAGGACGCCGUGUACUGCCAUAAUGCCACUGACUACUAUGGGAUCGCUGAGUGUAGAGCCACCGAUGAAGACCUAAAGGAAUUCAUUGCCGCACGCGUGAAAAGUUACGCUUCGUACACGGAGAUAAUGUUCAAAGAGUGGUACAUCCAGGACCCGAAAGGGAUUGCCAUGGGAGACGCCGCUGCCUCUUACUCUAAAUUCGAGCUGGACGUGGCUACAAAGGAGGAGCCGUUUUACCUGCUGAUCGCCAUGUUGCCGUGUGAGAAGCUGUGGGAGUGGCUUUCCCAGCAGAUCGAAUCAGGCAUAAACGACACCAACGUGUACAGUUUCUGGAUACAGGAUAACCUGGGGGGCAGCCAUAAACUCGCGACUUACGUCAACGAGAAUGCCGAGAAGUUUGGCGUGGAUCUACCGAAGGCCAUGGACAUCUACCAAAAGGGUAUGCAGUGCGAGGUGGAUUUUUUCACUUCGGGAACAAUCGAGGAGGUAAACUGAAUGGUCUGAACGUUCCAACGUUCCAACUGUGAUGUUGCAACACUCUUAAUUAAUUAAUGCAAAAUUACACAUGAUCGAAACCUACUUGGUGAACGUUAGGCUCCGUCAUUUUUUUGCAUUUCUAUUAAGCGCAAUUGAUACUGGAAUACUCUUGUUUAUAAUGUUUUUUUAGCUCGUGGCAAUUCUAGCAGUUUAUGGUAAUUUUUGGAAAAUCGCGUUUUAUUAGUAGAAUUUAGUAGAGUUUUAUUCGUAGAAUUGAGUGAUUGAGUUUUAAGUGGAAUGUUAUCUGUAACAUAUGAUCAUUAAGUAUGUGCGUAUUAAACCUAUGGACCAAAACCACAACCUGCAGGAUGGACCACUAUGUUGCGAUGUUGCAACACUCUUAAUUAAUUGAAUAAUUAAUUAAUUAAAUAAUGCACAAUUACACAUGAUCUAAACCUACUAAGUAAACGGUUGGCUCUGUCAGAUUUUUGCAUUUAAGCGCAAUUCAUACUGAAACAAUUUUAAAACAACCUUGUGUUUUAGCUCGUGGCAAUUCUAUCAAUUUAUGGCAAAUUUCAGAAAAUGGCUUAUUAUUCGUAAAAUUUAGUGCUUGAGUUUUAAGUGGAAUGUUAUCUGUUACAUGUGACUAUUAAGUAUGUGCGUAUUAAACCUUUGGACAAAAUAAAACCUGGAGGCGUAUUGGUGCGAAUAAAAAAUUAUUAUGUUGAUUGUACACGGUAAAUGGUCUUGGUCAAAAUGCUAAAAAAAUAGAAAGAAAAAAUAGCAACAUGUCACCACCAGCUGACAAUUUGGAGUUUGUGAUUUGUUUUUCCAAAAAUAGUGAUGAUCAGAUAACUGGGUUCGAAUUUUGGAAAUUAUUGCCUCGUCUCUCCAGGCCGUUUAAUCAAACGACUGUUGGAUCAAACGGCACAAUCAAACCUCCCACUACAACCCCCAUUCCGGUGUUGCACAUGUGUUUAUUUAAACCGUUCACGUGGCGACUGCAACCGCACUUUUGACUGGCCACUCCCGAAUCCAUAAGAGCUUGACGAACUGACCAAUCACGGCCUCGACAGUGGUUUGAAAGAGAUCGGUCCAUGCGCGUGAAACGAUUCGACCUGCUUGGAAUGCCACUUCCACAUCUUCUCGCACACAAAAUGUGAACCUCUGUAGCUGCAUUUUUGAGGAAUGUUUCCCAAUUUCGGCUUUCAAAAUUUAAAUGCCACAGUAACGAGAAAUGAGGACCUCUACAGUGAUACCAAACUGAUCCUUUAAUGUGAAGAAAACAAAUACACUGUAGUGCCAACAACUGCGCAGAGAAAAUGAUUGUAGAAAAACAGCUUUGGAAACAAAAUUAUUCGUUUUUUGUGCUACCCAAGAAAAAAAGGUCAUUUUGAACAGGCAAAACAUUUCAAACAAAAUAGCCCCCAGAGAUUUUAUGAGACUCUAAGUUUUAAACAGGCCAAACAUUUAUAUUGAUGCCGACUAGUAGAUUUACUUUGUUUUAUUCUUUGUUUCUACUUAUUUUUGGGGGAAUAUAUGACUUCGAGCAAUAAUUAAUUUGAAUAAAACCAUCCACUCUUACCCUACAAGGCAAACUGACAAAUUCUAUUUAAGAAAAAAAAAAACGCAUUGGCUCUCAAAUCCAUUAGACACGCCGGCCCAGACAUCUGGAACUCUCUGCCCAU